GAAGAGUCUUCAUAUCACCUUCUAGUAGCUCAAUUCGGUCUUUAAAAAGGGGCAGAAACCGUGAAAUUCAGAAAACUGAAAAGAAGAAAUUCUCACUUUGGAACUGUCUUUCUUCUUGACUACCCCUUAUCCCUGUCUUUCUACUUGUUUUAUUUUGCUCUGUAUUUAUAAAUAGUGAACACCAAAGAAAUAGAAGAUACAUUUGGGAGCUUUAUACCAAGAAAUUUGUCUUGAAAGCUGCUGUUCUAUAGGGGGGAAAAAUAUAUCAAGUUCCUGUCUGGAUUUUUUUUUUCUUUUAAACCAGAUUUCUUAUAUGUUUAGAUUUUUGAGAAUAAAACAGAUAUAAAUACCUAUUUUUAGCAACUGUGUAAGAAUGAGAUUUGUAUUUUAAGGGCUUUGUCAUGUGGAUGUUUUGCCACUGGAGUUGACUGCUCAGAAGAUUUUUUAUAGCACUUUAAAAUUAUAUUUUUGGGCUAUCACCUUGAUGACACCCCUUGCCCACAAAUGAGCCCACCUAUCUCUCUAGCUAUGACCUUGUUAUGAGCAGUGUUUGCAUUCACUGUGCAAAUGUCCAUGUAUUAUCUAUUUAAGCAGCAUCAUAGUGCCAUCACUCAAAGAAGUUGAAUGAGGUGAACAUAGACAUAGCUCUUUCCCCUUCCCCCCCUUUUUUUAAAUGUAACAAAUACCUUUUUAUGUCCCCCUUCCCCCUUCCCCUUCCCCUCCCCCAUCUGGGAAAGUGUCAGGAACUAGAUAGUUUAAGAUGAACAAUUGAGGGACUGAGAGAGUGGUCCACACAGAGUCUGGCUUCUUUGUGCUUCAUCACAAGGUGUGCUGCCGGCCAGGCUAGUUAAGCACCCUUUUACCAAAAGAACCUCGUGGAAGAUCCAGCUGGCAGACUCAAGGAGUUCGGGAAACAGGACCACAGAGGUUACACUCUGGGAUCCUGGCCAUGAGGUUGGAUGCCUCACCUUGCUAAAAAGAGACACUGGACCUAAAUGGCGCAGCAUGACUUUGUUCCUGCUUGGCUAAAUUUCUCAACACCACAGUCAGCUAAGUCACCUGCAGCUCCCUUUGAAAAACACGGGGAGCACCUGUCCCGAGGGGAAGGUAGAUUUGGAGUGAGCCGUCGUCGACAUAAUUCCUCUGAUGGCUUUUUUAACAAUGGACCCCUUCGAACUACAGGAGAUUCCUGGCAUCAGCCCUCCUUAUUCCGCCACGAUUCUGUGGACUCUGGUGUCUCUAAGGGAGGAGCAUACAGUGGAAUCACAGGGAACCUAUCUGGUUGGCAUGGCUCUUCCCGGGGUCAUGAUGGCAUGAGCCAGCGUAGCGGGGGUGGCACAGGGAACCAUCGCCACUGGAAUGGCAGCUUCCACUCCCGGAAAGGCUCUGCCUUUCAAGAAAAAUCACCUGCAGAGAUUAGGGAAGAAAAAAAAGAAGACAAGGCAGAAAAGUUGCAAUUUGAAGAGGAAGACUUUCCAUCUUUGAAUCCAGAAGCUGGGAAACAGAAUCAGCCAUGCAGACCUAUUGGGACCCCUUCUGGAGUGUGGGAAAACCCACCUAGUGCCAAGCAACCCUCCAAGAUGCUGGUCAUCAAAAAAGUUUCCAAAGAGGAUCCUGCUGCUGCCUUCUCUGCUGCAUUCACUUCACCAGGAUCUCACCAUGCAAAUGGGAGCAAAUCAUCAGCGAUGGUCCCAAGUGUCUACAAGAACCUAGUUCCGAAGCCUGCACCACCUCCUUCCAAGCCCAGUACAUGGAAAGCUAACAGAAUGGAACACAAAUCAGGAUCCCUUUCUUCUAGUCGGGAGUCUGCUUUUACCAGUCCAAUUUCUGUUACCAAAACAGUGGUUCUGGCUGGUGGCACAGUUCUAAGCUCUCCCAAAGAGAGUCCCUCCAGCACCACCCCUCCAAUUGAGAUCAGCUCCUCUCGUCUGACCAAGUUGACCCGCCGAACUACCGAUAGGAAGAGUGAGUUCCUGAAGACUCUGAAGGAUGACCGGAAUGGAGAUUUCACAGAGAACAGAGACUGUGACAAGCUGGAGGAUUUGGAGAACAACAGUACACCUGAACCAAAGGAAAAUGGAGAGGAAAACUGUCAUCAGAAUGGCCUUGCUCCCCCUGUAGUGGAGGAACGAGAGGUCCUCUCACACUCUCUGGAAGCUGAGCACAGGUUAUUGAAAGCAAUGGGAUGGCAGGAAUAUCCUGAAAAUGAUGAGAAUUGCCUUCCCCUCACAGAGGAUGAACUCAAAGAGUUCCACAUGAAGACAGAGCAGCUAAGAAGAAAUGGCUUUGGGAAGAAUGGCAUCUUACAGAGCCGCAGUUCCAGACUGUUCUCUCCUUGGAGAAGCACUCAUAAAGCAGAGUUUGAGGACUCAGACACAGAAACCAGUAGCAGUGAAACAUCAGAUGACGAUGCCUGGAAAUAGGCAUAUAAAUGCUCACAGUUAAAUCUGACCCAGUGAACUCCGCCUGAGUGUUAGGGAGUGUACAAAAGAAGUCGUUCUUUUCCUUAAGUUGUUGAAUCCUUCAUGCACAAGGGAAAUAAUCAUAUCCAAAGAGAGAGCGAUUGGCUUGUUCAGCUUUUGUUGUUGUUCUGCCCUGUUUUCUGCUUAAUAGAGAGGAGUUUUGUGGUGGGAAAGAUUUUUAAAUAUUUAGAGAGAGAGAUAUACACACACACAGUAUAUAUGGGGCGACGCACAGGUGGAAGCUGGCAGCGCAGAGGAGACACUGGCCUGCAGCAGCAGCUUCUGCUACCAGCCCCUGGGGCACUCACCCCUGUGCUCAAGCAAUCAUUGUCAAUGACAAAGUGACUAUUGAAGUUAUAAUUGUAUUAAAUUAAUGCUAAUAAUUUGGAUAUUUUAUUUUAUUUUUGGCUGCUCGGGUAACCUUAGCCCUUAACCAAGCAAAUGUGGUUUUUCUUUUUUUUUUUUCCUUUCCUCCUUUUUGGGUACAGCUGUAAAAUAUUUGGAUAUAGGAAAUGUGUUAUUCUUGCAGCCUUGAUAUUCAGGGUGGAUUGUAAAAUAUAAAUUUUUGUGAGAUUUCAAAGAUUAAGAUUAUUUUGAUAACAUUAUUUACAGAUUUAAAAGAUGUGGCUAUUACAAGUCUGUUAUGAGGGGGAAAACUGCAUAAAAUAACUAACUUGGAAUAAAUAUUUUGCAUCAGUUUGGAUUGUCUUGCGUAAGUAUUUCUUUAAAAUUGGAUGCAAUGCUUUCUUUUAUAGAGGAAACAGUUUGAGAGUCUGGAAGAAUCUGAAAUCAGGCACUCUUCUCCUUUUAGUAGAUUCUUUUUUGAUGCAGAAAAAUUUGUGCAAUAAAUUAUCAGCAAUAAA
Molecule: messenger RNA, 3325 nt
Organism: Orycteropus afer afer
Lineage: Eukaryota; Metazoa; Chordata; Mammalia; Tubulidentata; Orycteropodidae
Gene: GPBP1L1
Product: GC-rich promoter binding protein 1 like 1
Biological process (GO): DNA-templated transcription; positive regulation of DNA-templated transcription
Cellular component (GO): nucleus
Molecular function (GO): RNA binding; DNA binding
Source: RefSeq, a predicted model, not a curated record